Messenger RNA from Staurois parvus, 939 nucleotides. The record is from the annotation of a GenBank genome assembly. NCBI's taxonomy places the organism in Eukaryota, Metazoa, Chordata, Amphibia, Anura, Ranidae.
AUGUUCACCCAGUCCUGUCAUUUCACAGGUUUUCCCAUUCACGCUGACAGUUGUGGCUAUCGCCAUGUACAUCCGGUCAUUCUUUGGAAGUAUAUCUCCAGGUCUGCGCUGUACACUGAUCUUCUCUUUAUUAUCGACGAACUGGAUAAAUCCUACAAUCGAUCCAUCAAGCUGGUCCAGCACUUGGUGAAGACUCACAGAAGCUGUCCUGACCCACAGCUGUUCUGGGAGGAGCUGAAAAGUGCCCGCCAUGUGCGCUACUUUGAAUAUCCCCUGUUGGAACGUUACCUGAGUGGCAAACAGCGUUCCCACUUCAUCGCAUUCACCUAUCUGUUCCGGAACAUUCUUCUGCUUCUUCUCAUUGUCAUCACCUGCUUCUACCUGGGCUUCUUCCACCUUAGUGUCUUCUAUCAAGAAGAGUUCAACUGCCAUAUCAAACCGGAUUUUCUUGCAUCGGACAUUUCCUCCUCCAUCUUUGUCAGAUGCAAACUGAUAUCGCUGACCAUCUUCCAGAUCAUUAGCGUGGUCAAUGCCGCCGUAUACAUCCUCUUGGUGCCGGUGAUAUUGUACAAUUUAACUAAGCUCUUCCACUGGGACAAACAGUUCCUGAAUGUCUAUGAAAUGCUCCCAGCCUUCGAUCUCCUGAGCAAGAAGAUGUUGGGUUGCCCGAUUAAUGACCUAAAUAUUAUUAUUCUCUUCCUUCGGGCCAAUAUAUGCGAGCUUAAAUCGUUCAGCCGCCUGAGUGUUCUCUGCUCACUCAAGGACAUGACCAGGAACCGGGAGAACAUUGACACGGUGGUGGACUUCAUGACAUUGUUGGUGGGAAUGGAGGAAGAUAGUGAAACCUUUCUUCCCUCAGGGUAUGAUGGGGUCAUAAGCAGCAACGAGCUCCAGUCACCAUCAAAAGUGGAAAAUAUUGGUAAGAUUAGGCUUUUCUAA